Molecule: messenger RNA, 2001 nt
Organism: Onychostruthus taczanowskii (white-rumped snowfinch)
Lineage: Eukaryota; Metazoa; Chordata; Aves; Passeriformes; Passeridae
Product: myosin light chain kinase, smooth muscle-like
Exons: 2
Coding region: 462-1688 (408 amino acids)
Source: RefSeq, a predicted model, not a curated record
AGUACCCUCAGUAACCCAGACACUCUCAUUUCUUGUCUUUAAGCUGUAACAUUGGAAAUUUUCAAGUAUGUAACUCAAUAUAGGUAAAAAAUAGAAAUGCUUUAAUGAAGGAUUUUAAAACAAGUGAUUUAGCAAUCUUUAUAGCAGUGACUGAGGUAUUUUGCACUAAUCCGUAAGGGAAAAAAAAAAAAAAAAGAAAAAAAAAAUACCUCCUUUAAAAGUGCCAUAAGUUUCCAAUACUAAAAUGGACCACUUUGGUGAAAGAAGAGAGAAGCACCAAGUAUCAGCUGCAUGACUAGCUUAGGCAUCACUUGUCAUUCAUACCUGUGAAUGGAUAACUUCUGUGUCAACAGAGUAGUACGUCUGGCAUGCUGUGUUUUCAAAUGAAGAUCAUUCAUUAUCAUCCUCCAUGCUGUUUGAUUUUGUUCAGAGCAUGGCCCAGUAAAGUUCUUUAGAUACUAAUGUUGUUGUUUUUGUUACUUGAUUACACAGUGCAAGCGCUAGAUAGGCAAAGUUCUGGGAAUGAUGUAAAAGAGUCUAUCCGGUCAGAGUCUAUAUCAGAACUUCAUGUUUCUCCUCUCACAAAGAAGAACAUUGAAACUUAUCAAAAAGAAUUUAAAUCAGUGCAACAACCAUCGCAGGAGUUGCGUGUACAGGUUUUUGAAAGUGUAUCAGAAAGUUUGACCAUGAAGGCUACAUCAAUUGAAGAAAUUAAAGCCAUGCACACCUCAGUUCUUUCUCAAACAUCUCAGAGCACCAAAAUCUCUAUGACAACCUCUCAGGAAAAGAAAGAUGUCCCUCCAAAGAUUCUCUUGCAACUCAGAGACCUAACUGUGAAAUGUGGUGACCCUGCUCAAUUCAUAUGUGCCCUAGAAAAUGAAUUCUAUGAGUUUCUUUGGGCCCACGAAGGUAAAAAGAUAGAAUUGUCUGAAAAAUUGAAGAUAUCACAAAACGGAAACGUUCUUCUGCUUACAAUCCUAAAUGCCCAGCUGUCAGAUCAAGGACUGUACAGUUGUACUGUGUAUAAUGACUAUGGAGGCACAACAACUUCAGCAAUACUAACAGUCAAAGCAAAAGAAGCACAAGCCAAAGCAGUAACAAAAAUUACUCUUGAAUCAGAUUCUAAAAGCUUUAAAGCAGCCAAAGAUUGUCAGUUUAAAGCAUCUGAAGUUAAGCAAGAGUCUUCAAAGAAAACCUCAAGCUUGUUUAUAUCUACAUCCCAAAGACCACAUGACACUGAGAAGCAAAGAAACAGAGUAUACUAUCCUGAUGUUGUGCCAUGUGAAGAGAUCACAGAAACUGACGCCAAAGCACCAGAGUUUCUUGAAACUCUGCCUUCAGAAACCACUGUAAAAGAAGGAGAUGAUGUGUUUCUCUUUUGCAUAAUGAAAGGUGUGCCUACACCUUGCGUAGUCUGGCUGUGCAAUCAGCUGAUAGUUGAGGAGUCUGCACUGUGCUCCAUAAAACAUGAUGGGCCGCUGUGCAGUUUAAGAUUGUUGAAAGUUGGUCAGGACCACGAGGGUAUAUACAAAUGCAGAAUAGUUAAUCCUGCAGGACAAGCCGAGUGCAGCACUCAUCUGAAAGUGACAGGUUGGCAACUGCAUGUUCCUUCCAAGUAUCAAUUCCUCAUGCAUAGCAUCAUAAUUGCAUUCCACUAUAUUCAUUCCCUAGGAGAUGAUAAAGAAUGAGACUAUCUCAUUAGUCUGUGGAUUGUUGAAUGUUUUCUUCAGGGAUUCAUGGCAUGAUAAAGGCAUGUUGUUUUAGGAACUUUCCCCCACCCUGCAAAAAGAAAGCAAAUCUUACAGAAAAACAUACAUUGCAAACAAGUUUGAAAAUAUUUGAUUACUUUAUUCUCAAAAUUUAUCAAGUGUUUGAAUCGUUUGGCAUGCAUUUAUGUGUGUGUGUGUACAUGUGGAUUUAUGUCUAUUUGCAAAACAGAUUGGACGUUUCUACUAUAUAAAGUGUUGAUUGGGACAUUUAACAACUAUAGCUCAAAAAAUC